Epinephelus fuscoguttatus (brown-marbled grouper) is the source of this 2002-nucleotide messenger RNA. RefSeq names its product paraspeckle component 1 (gene pspc1). Gene Ontology annotation, biological process: regulation of DNA-templated transcription. Gene Ontology annotation, molecular function: RNA binding. The record is from RefSeq and is a predicted model, not a curated record. Bases 114 to 1697 code for a protein of 527 amino acids. The transcript is spliced from 10 exons. NCBI's taxonomy places the organism in Eukaryota, Metazoa, Chordata, Actinopteri, Perciformes, Serranidae. Gene Ontology annotation, cellular component: nucleus.
GUCGCGGCCAUCUUUGAAAGUUGGGAGGUGUACAUAACUAGCGCUGGUCCUCAAGCCUUCUCUUCAAAGUUAGUUUAAUUAAGAUAACGUCACAUAAACAGCUUUGCCCGAGCAUGGCUAGCCGAAAUAUGCAACAAGCGAACAUGCAGAGCUCUAACUCUCCACAACCGGCCAAACGCGGGACCGACUCCCCGGCCCCAGAGCAGUCACCGGCGAACAAAGACAGCCCAGUGCCGCCGCAGCAGCAGCAGUCACCGGCGGCCGAACAAACGGAGGGAGCCGGGGAAAGUAACGAAGAAGCCCGGGCUGAAAUGACUCUGGAUAUCACCAAUUUUCGGAAGCCCGGCGAGAAGACGUUCACCCAGCGCUCACGUCUUUUUGUCGGUAAUCUCCCGCUGGAUAUCCCGGAGGACGAGUUCAAAAACAUGUUUGCUAAAUAUGGGAACAUUAGCGAGGUGUUCAUCAACAGAGACCGGGGGUUCGGCUUCAUCCGCCUGGAAACCCGGACGCUGGCAGAGAUUGCUAAAGCUGAACUGGAUGGGACUAUUUUGAAUAAUCGACCAAUGAGGGUCCGCUUUGCGACACAUGGUGCUGCGCUCACAGUGCGCAACCUUUUGCCUGCUGUCACAAAUGAGCUGCUGGAACAGGCGUUUUCUCAGUUUGGGCCAGUGGAACGGGCUAUUGUUGUGACAGAUGACCGUGGUCGUUCGACUGGGAGAGGCCUUGUGGAGUUUGCAAACAAAGCAUCUGCACGUAAAGCUCUGGAGCGCUGCACAGAGGGAGCACUGCUGCUGACCACUACACCUUGUCCAGCCAUUGUGGAGCCCUCUGAGCACUUUGAUGAUGAGGAUGGACAGCCUGAAAAAUUGCUACAGAAGACUCCAAAGUACUAUAAAGAAAGAGAGCACAAACCACGUUUCGCUCAGCCGGGGACAUUUGAGUUUGAGUACUCAUCUCGCUGGAAAGCUCUGCAUGAGAUGGAGAAACAGCAAAGAGAACAGGUGGACAAGAACAUUAAAGAGGCCAAAGAGAAACUGGAGGCUGAGCUGGAGUCGGCUAAACAUGAACAUCAGCUCAUGUUAAUGAGACAAGAUCUAAUGAGACGUCAGGAGGAGCUGAGGAGGCUGGAAGAACUCCGCAACCAGGAGCUGCAAAGACGAAAGCAAAUAGAGAUGAGGCAUGAAGAGGAGAGGAGGAGGAGAGAGGAGGAGAUGAUGAGACACAGGGAACAGGAGGACCUGAGACGCCACCCAGAUGGCUUCAAACCAAACUACCUGGACAAUAGAGAACAGGAAAUGAGAGUGGGUGAGCUGGGCCCUCGUGGAGCCAUUAAUAUGGGAGAUGGCUUUAACCAGGGUUCUCCAGGGCCCAGUGGUAACCAGGGUCAAAUGAUGGGCAUGAGUGGAAGGGGAGGAGCCAUUGGCCAAGAGGGAACCGCAAACAUGGGGACACCAUUGAUGUCAGAGAAUGGAGCCAUGAUACCACAGAGAAAUGAUAGAUACCCACAGGGUGGAUCAAUGGGGGGGCGACCAGAAGUUGAGUCCCCAAAGCAGCAGCAGCAACAGCAGCAACAGCAGCAGCAGCAGCAGCAGCAGCAGCCAUUGGGCCCUCAAGCUGGACCUGCUCCAGGAUUUGGUAGGGGGAGUCCAGUAGGGGGAGUUUUUGAUGGGCCAAAUAACAAGCGCCGCAGGUACUAACUUCUCUCUGAUCAUGGAGAAACAGUUCUCAUGGAUUCUAAUGCCCCGGCCUGAUCAUCUCUUUUUCUGUUUGACAUCGACCCACUUUCCUCCCUGUGGCAAAUGUUUGCUGAAAAAUCGGACAGAUUUCUUUUUUUUCCUCCUUUUUUUCUGUUGGGCAAGUUGUCACUGAGGGGCAUCUAUUUUGUGAUUGAUGAAACGACUGAUGCUUCUUAUCUUGAUGCUUAUUUGCAGUCUUUAUACACAGUAUUUUUUACAGCAUAUAUUUCUCCUGUGUUUUCUGAAUUAAAUGGUUUGUGGUUCUC